AUGGGCAUUUCUCGCAUCACAUCUUCUUCGGGUGCAAUGAACGUCGGAUAUCUUAGCAUGGCAACCCCAUCACAAGCUCAGCUCAUACAAGCCCCAUCACGCUCAUCCGUGACAGGCAAGAAAACAGUCUUUUUGGCCGGCACAACCACUCGAACUAAUGGGCCAGAGUGGCGAGACACACUGUUCCACUCCAUCGCACACCUCCCCAUUACCGUGUUCAACCCCCUUCGACCGGACUGGGACAGCUCAUGGAAGGAAGACAUCGACUUUGCGCCCUUCCGAGAACAGGUGGAAUGGGAGUUUGACAGGUUGAACCAGGCCGAUCUGGUGGUGGUGUAUUUUGGACCCCAGACAGACGCGCCCAUCAGCCUGUUGGAGUUUGGGCUUUUUGCAAGGUCAGGCAAGUUGAUUGUGUGCUGCCACAAGGAUUACAGGAAGCGGGGGAAUAUCGAGAUUGUGUCGCAGAAGUUGGGUCUAAAGGUUUUGGAUGCAGUUGAUGGUGAUCUUGUUGACGAGGUGACGCGAAAGCUGCAAGAGAUGUUACAAGUAUGA
This is a messenger RNA of Podospora pseudocomata, 552 nucleotides long. RefSeq lists its product as uncharacterized. Bases 1 to 552 code for a protein of 183 amino acids. The record is from RefSeq and is a predicted model, not a curated record. NCBI's taxonomy places the organism in Eukaryota, Fungi, Ascomycota, Sordariomycetes, Sordariales, Podosporaceae. The transcript has a single exon.